Epinephelus moara (kelp grouper) is the source of this 4887-nucleotide messenger RNA. It is a transcript of the gene mmp14a, whose product is annotated as matrix metallopeptidase 14a (membrane-inserted). Gene Ontology annotation, biological process: extracellular matrix organization; skeletal system development; collagen catabolic process. Gene Ontology annotation, cellular component: extracellular matrix. The transcript has 10 exons. NCBI's taxonomy places the organism in Eukaryota, Metazoa, Chordata, Actinopteri, Perciformes, Serranidae. Bases 372 to 2063 code for a protein of 563 amino acids. Gene Ontology annotation, molecular function: metalloendopeptidase activity; zinc ion binding. The record is from RefSeq and is a predicted model, not a curated record.
UCUCUCCCUUUCUCUCUUUCUCUCGUGACCACGUCCACACGCUGUAGACAACCCCACCAGAGGACAGGAAGCCCAAACUAUGAAGCUUUAGUCAACACCAGCUGAGCAUUUGUCACAGCUGUCCGAUGCUUUUAGGGUUUUGCUUGGUGUUUUCAGCUCAGCUCUGACUGUAGAGGACUCGCUUUGUGCACAAAGGCUGCCCGGUGCGUUCAAGUGUUCAUGCUGAGGCGAGAAAAAGUUUUCUGCCACGUUUUAAAAGCGUAACGGAGCAGCGACUUUGUUUUCGUCGCUUGCAGUCAGGACGGCGGGGGUUUUGUAGAACGUUAGUUUCUUGAUCUUUUCUUUUUCCGGGGCAGUUUGCAGAUAGAAGAAUGCUGCCCCAGCUCCUCACCCUGGCCUGUGGUCUCUGCUGCUUUGGUUUUACCUCCGUCACUGCGAAUGUACUGAAAGCAGAGGCUUGGCUGCAGCAGUAUGGCUACCUGCCUCCAGGUGACGUCAGAGCCCAGGCCAUCCGCUCACCAAAGUCCAUCGAAUCAGCGAUAUCAGCCAUGCAGAGGUUUUACGGUUUGACUGUCACCGGCUCCAUCGACUCCAACACGAUAGAGGCGAUGAGCCGGCCGAGGUGUGGCGUCCCAGAUAAGUUCGGCCCGGAGCUGAAAACCAACCUGAGGAGGAAGAGAUACGCUGUGCAGGGUCUGAAGUGGGACAAGUCUGAGGUCACCUUCAGCAUACAGAACUACACCCCAAAGAUCGGAGAGCGAGCCACGUAUGACGCCAUCCGAAAAGCCUUUCAAGUGUGGGAGAGUGUGAUCCCGCUCACCUUCAGAGAGAUCCCCUACAGCCAGAUCAGAGGCAAGACCGACAAGUUCGCGGAUAUCAUGCUCUCGUUCGCGGAUGGUUUCCACGGCGACAGCACACCGUUUGACGGCGAGGGCGGCUUCCUGGCUCACGCUUACUUCCCUGGACACGGCAUCGGAGGAGACACUCACUUUGACCUCGCUGAGCCCUGGACCACCGGGAACACCGACCAGGGGGGUAAUGAUGUCUUCCUGGUGGCUGUGCACGAGCUGGGUCAUGCUCUGGGUCUGGAGCACUCCAACGACCCCUCCGCCAUCAUGGCCCCCUUCUACCAGUGGUUUGAAACAGAAAACUUCCAGCUCCCAGACGACGACCGCAGAGGCAUUCAGGCAAUCUAUGGAUCCAAGUCUGGGGCUCCUCCUCCUCCCCCUCCUCGCCCUCGACCCACAAAGCCAUCCUACCCUGACAUUGGCCCAGACAUCUGUGAAGGACACUUUGACACCAUCGCUGUCCUCAGAGGGGAAAAGUUUGUAUUUAAGGACAAGUGGUUCUGGCGUGUGCGUAACAACAAGGUGUUGCAAGGUUACCCAAUGACAAUCAGUCACUUCUGGAAAGGCCUGCCCUCAAACAUCAAUGCCGCCUAUGAGAGGGAUGAUGGGAAAUUCAUCUUCUUCAAGGGUGAUAGAUACUGGGUUUUCAGUGAGUCUACCAUGGACAAGGAUUCCCCCAAGAGCCUGAAAGAUAUUGGCACCGGUCUACCCAAAGACAAGAUUGAUGCCGCUCUCUUCUACACACCGACAGGACAGACGUACUUCUUCAGAGGCACUAAGUACUACCGUUUCAACGAGCAGACUCACACCGUGGACAAUGGCUAUCCAAAGCCCAUCAGCAUGUGGAGCGGUGCACCAGACAACAUCAAAGCUACCAUCAUGAGUGAAGAUGGAUCUUACACUUACUUCUACAAAGCCAACAAGUACUGGAAGUUCAACAACCAGUACAUGAAGGUGGAGUCCGGCUACCCCAAGUCUGUGCUCAGUGACUGGAUGGGCUGCGAAAGCGAUGAGCCCAAGAAGGGUCGGGAAGAAGAGGUGAUCAUCAUCGAGGUGGACGAAUCACAGAGCGGGGCCGGGCCGGCAGCCGUGGUGAUCCCUCUCCUCCUGCUGGUGCUGGUUGUGGUCACUCUGGGAGCGCUUUUGUUCUUCAGGAAGUACGGCACGCCUCGACGCCUCCUCUACUGCCAGAGAUCCCUCCUGGACAAGGUGUAGAGGCAGAGCGACGGCGUGAUUGACAGACUGCCACAGAGGGACAGAAAGAGAGGAGGAGAGAACGAGGGCCGGGAGAAGAUGGAAACCGAGCGGAGGAAGAUGUGGAAGUGGAGGAGAGAGCAACUGGAGAAAAGACAGAAGAUACGGGGGGUAGGAGGGGGACGAUGCGUUAAAUAUUGGGUGGUUUGUAUGUGCCACGAAAAAGAGAAAAAAGGCCCUAGAAACUGAAAUCAGGAAAAUGUGUAUUUGUAUGUUAACUAUUUACAUGUACUGUUCUGUGUUCAGAGAUUUACAACAUACCCAAAGUCUCACGUAGAGAAGGGAAAAUUACAAAGAGACUCAUCAACGACUUCCCUCCCGCCUCUCCUCUCUCACAUCCCAGGUAUAAGAAACAAACAUCCCUCCUUCCUUCCUCUCCUUUAACUGGACGACUCCAGCUGAACUGCUGUCUGAUUCAUUCAUAAGUUUGACAUCUGUGUUUCACUUUGGCUUUUACUCAGAAAUUCAUCAUCUCUGUUGAGAGCUUUGGGGUUUUUGGGGGAGUUUUACUUUGAAAUUCAUGACAUUUUUGCUCUUGAAUCCUUUGUUUUGGCAAAGUUUUGAUUUUUCGGCUAUGCAGUAUUUCCUGUAUUUGUUGGAUUUUUUUUCUCCACCACUAAGAAGGGCUGGGUAUCGAACCUUUUACAUCAUUAGUUCAAGUUCCUUUAUUCUAAUCAUGUACAGAAAAAUUACAGUGAAGCAGACGGUUGCACUAAAAAUCUUCCCAACUGGCCAGUUGGUUGAAUUUAGGUUGUGACAUUGGGCGACCAAUAUUCCACGUCAGAACAAUGUCUAAUGCCAGUGUCAAUUUGACGUAGAAUACUGAUGACAGAUGAAAAGUUGUUGUAAAGUGACCAAAAUCCAAUGUCUUCUAAACGUCUUGUGCCAUCAUCUUGACGACAUUUAAGAAAUCAUCAACCUAAUUUUCAAUGCAACCAAAAUUUAUCGACGUAACUGACGUAAGAGUCCAACGUCUUUCUGGCAUCAUAUUGACAUCCAGUGACAGCCAGGUUAGGUCUCAGGCACCCUUUAAAAAUGUAAAGGCAAAAUCUAAAUCUAAGACAUACUGCCUGAAAUGUGUCUAUUGCACAUAGUAUCAAAAACUGUCAAGUUGGUACUGAACGUCUGACCUCAUAUACGUGAUAAUUUUUCGUAAGAUUCAUUUCCUUUUUCUAUAAUCAAGUAGUUCCAGAUUUAAGACAAAAUUUUGCCAAAUUUUUUACUGUUUUGUAAAGGCAAAUUCUUGUACUGUUGCUGUCGAUGUUUGAGAACUUUGGCGUCUCGUUAGUGGAAAAAAAUCUCAUAUUACUCAAAGUAAGGUUCAGAAAAAAACAUCAUAUCCUUACUAGUUAAGAACAUUUUUAAUGAUACCUAGCCCUAGCCCAGUCGCCAUAAGAAAAUGUUGGCAUUGUACAUUUCUGCAAACCAUGGAUUGUACAUCUCACAUGAAUCACAUCCCCAAAGUGACAUAGUUAUUAUUACAUGAAUAUGAGCUGACUUUCUCAUCAGGAGGUGGAGGGGAUGGUGGAUGGCGUGUCACCAAGGCGGGACGGCUGCCAAGCUGUAGACCACUUUUGGAGACCAAUAAAGAACAAAAGCGGUUGUUUUUUGGGUGUUUUAAGACAUCUGGGCAUUUCCAGCUGUAAUUGUGCCCCCAACACUGGGUAUUUUAAGCCAAAACAUGAUCUUUUGGUUUUUGUGCCUCAACAUAACGGCAUGUUAACCACAGGUUCGAUGUUAAGACAUAAUGUACGAAUGUCACAUAUCUGUGGUUUGCAGAAACGUACAAUGCACUACAACGAGGAUUCUCUUCCAUCUGCUUAACGCUAAAGACGACCAUUUUUAGUUUUAGUUACGAUCACCUGCCUCAUGUUUGAUGGAGCUGAGUACAGCACGUCCCUAAUGCACAGUGUUAGUAUUGAUUUAUGCAGACACAGAUGGGGUUUAUGAUUAGUAUUUGUUUAUCCAGGAUUAAGUCCACAAAAGUCAGACUUUAAUGAGGCUGCUGGGGGGAUUUUCUUUUGAUGGUUGAGCUGUAGCCUUGACAAGGCAACUAAAAGCAAAGAUGGUACAAAAAUCCUUUUUAAUGUUUUAACUGCAACUUGAUUCACAGGCAAAACUCUUCUCUCAGUGCAAGCAGUCAGACGGGAAAAAUUCUUCUUAAAACGUGACUCACGGAUGACAGUUUUCAAACAUUCCAGUACAUUUGUUGUCGAAUAGGAGCAGAGCUGCUUGUCCAAACGUAAGCGGUACAGUUUCCAGCAAUAUGGUGCAAUUUAAUUAUUAUCGUUUUUAUGGGAAAUUGUUGUUAUUAUAAGUAUGGUUAUUGUUAUUAUUGUUCUCCUGGUAAAGUUAUGACUUUUUUUUUUUUUUUGUCUUUUGUACAUUGUCAUUUGGAGUCCUGCUGGACAGAGGCAUAACGUGACAAUGAUGGAAAUGAAUCCCAGUUUACACUCAGCAGCAUGUGAUGAAUUAGAUCAGAUCAGGGGAGUUAAUGUGACUUCAGGGAGUUUCAUUUUUUUACUCUGAAACGCCCGAAAUUACAGAAAUGUUGGCACAGAAUAACAAGCGAUGCUAUUUAUGAACUUUGAUGGUGCUCAUUGAUUUUUUUUUUUUUUUUUUUCUUACACAAAUCAAAAUUGAAGGUGAAUUCAUUUAAUUAAUAACAAUGAUAAUGGUAAUGAUAUUUAUAAUGAUGAUCAUAUCAAUAAAAUGGAAUGAGAUUUUUUUUUUCCUGCCUGUUUUCACUUUUGUAUUUCAUUAGAUAAAGUGAAAUUAAACUAUU